Messenger RNA from Ostertagia ostertagi, 306 nucleotides. The record is from the annotation of a GenBank genome assembly. Lineage: Eukaryota; Metazoa; Nematoda; Chromadorea; Rhabditida; Trichostrongylidae.
AUGAUGAAGAGUAUUGAGAUGGCCAAAAAGAAGAGACGAUUGAAAUGGCGAAAGCAGGAGGCGGAUGCUGGAGGCAACAUGCGCAAGAACUCGUCCUCGGCUAGACCAAGUCCUGCACCAAUUUCCGCUGUUGAUCUGCACUGUCUCUGGUAUCCAACUGUCCGUCGGACUGUCAUGUGCCUUGCAAAGUUGUACAGAUGUCUCGACGUGGCUGUUUUUCAAUCACUUGCUCGUGAUUUGUUGACAAUGUGCACCGAGUCCCUGGAGGCGGCAGCUCUUCACAUUGCUGCGGCACCAUCCAAAAAG